This is a messenger RNA of Platichthys flesus (European flounder), 2745 nucleotides long. It is a transcript of the gene snx24, whose product is annotated as sorting nexin 24. Bases 146 to 664 code for a protein of 172 amino acids. Gene Ontology annotation, molecular function: phosphatidylinositol phosphate binding. The transcript has 7 exons. The record is from RefSeq and is a predicted model, not a curated record. NCBI's taxonomy places the organism in Eukaryota, Metazoa, Chordata, Actinopteri, Pleuronectiformes, Pleuronectidae.
ACUGGAGAAGCCCACCAGCAACAGCAGCAGCGAGUGUGUGUGUGUGUGUUGGUGUGUGUCUGUAUCCGUGUGUGUGUGUGAGAGAGAGAGUGUGUGACACAGGAUUAAACAUUAUUCGGUAGAUUAAACGCGUCUUCAAGUCGAGAUGCAUCCGGUCAACGUAUCGAUCCCGUCGUUUCGAUCAGAAAACAACUCGAUCGAGAGAGGAUACACGGUCUUUAGAAUUGACGUGCUGAUGAACGGCAGACAACACUCUGUGGAGAAACGCUACAGCGAAUUCCACGCUUUGCAUAAACUGCUGAAGAAGAGCAUCAAACCCCCUGAGAUUCCUUCGAAACACGUUAGAAACUGGGUUCCCAAAGUGGUGGAGCAGAGGAGACAUGGUCUGGAGCUCUACCUGCAGACUAUAAUCAUGGAAAAUGAGGUUAUUCCAAAGAUAUUCCUGGAUUUCCUGAAUAUCCGCCACUAUCCCUCAGUGCCAAAAACAGAGAGCUGUGGGUCAUUCGAUACCGAAUCAGAGGAAUCAAGUAAACUGUCCCAUCAGCCGGUCAUGUUGUUUCUGAGAGACCCCUACCUGCUACCAUCUGCACACGAUGCAUUUGCGAACGUUGUGAUCGAAGGUGUGAUCCAUGGAGUCUUCUACCCAGAUCUCCAGCCGAGGUAGAGUCGCAGAGCCGAAUCUGACGACGCAUCCCCACAAACGGGUGCUCCACAUUAUCACACCAUUUUCGGUGUGUAUCAUCGAGGACGAAACAUGGGAAGGUGCACUGAGCCUCAUCUGUAUUUCCACAAGCAUGUCACAAAAAAUCCAGAUGUUAAAAAGGGGCCUAACCUCUCAAUAAAUCACAGGCACCACAUUUCAACACAGACAAAUUAUGUUAUCCUAGUACUGACCUGUAUUUCAAUGAAUUUGACUGAUUCUUCCUAGAAAAACUGUUUAAGUUAACAAUUUAUUUCAGCUAUAAAAAUAAGUGUUAAUCAGUAAGGCAGAUUCGUUUGUCUAUUUUGAGACUUAACAAUCAAAAUAACCAGGAAAAGCUUGCAUAAGGUAUAAUCAAGAAGAUUAGUAGAGGAAAUGAUUAAGACUAAUACAUUAUAAUUGAUCAUCUUUUUCUUAAGGAAGCAAUGAGUUUAAUAAAAAUGUAGGAUACAAAUGGAAAUAUAACUCAAAGGUUGAUUGAAGUAAGGGAGAAUUGUUUUUUUUUUUAAGUUAAGUUACUAAGCUCCGUCUCUGGGGAACCAGACGAACUGAAGCUUUACCACAGACAGAGGAGUGUUUUUUUUUGUCCGGUCAGUUUAAAGCACCGGGCCGGAGAGUGGAGCUGGAUCAUGGCCUGCACACAGGGAGGUUCCCCAUCAUCUCUGCCAGUGAUGUCACCUUUGGAUCUGUUUUUAGCUGCCAAACGAGGCCAUCCGAGGUCGUGCAGGGAGGCAGCAGUGUGGGAAUGAUUCAAGCUUUAGUCGGAGGCUGUGGCAGAGAUCUGGGCGUCCUUUAAGUACCAUCAGAUUGCCUGUGUUGACAGAGCUGGUGGUGGUGAACUCUGUGGAGCUACUGGACGAUGUUGCUCACUUUGAUCUGGGGACCAUCUCCAGGUUCAGGGCUCAGAGCCAGUCUCUGUGAAAUGUAUCAGAAGUAUGUGGCACAACCUGCGAGCGAGGAACGACACGUUGAGCUCCAGACGGGCGUCUUUGGAGUUGCAGAAAGUGGAUGUUGACAAAACACUAAUUUGAGGAUUAGGGUGGCGUCCAUGUCUUUUUUACGCCUCCGCGCUUCCUUCGCUUGCUUAUCUUUCUCCCGCUGUGGCUCUGCCCACGUAUAUGAAACACGAGGAAGAGAAGGAGUGAGAUAUGAGCCUUUAAGAACAGCCAUUAAGAACUAAUCACAGGGUUUGAACUGCUGCUGUACACCGCACACAACCUCUCUCCUAGUUGGACUAUGAAGAACUGGACGGGCGCUCUGUGAGUUCAUACCUAUCUCGCCAUGUUAAAGACAGUGUGGGGGGGGGGGGAAUCGAGUCAGUAGUUUAGUAGAGUGGCAGAAAGAUCAAAAAUGGCGAUGAAACAUUUGGCAGAUGUGAACAUUUUCAUGAAAACCAGCUUCAAUUAGGGAAAAGUGUCCUGAAAACAGUUCCUAAAGGCCAGUGUCCAACACUAAUACCAGUGAUUUUGCAUUGAAUGUUGAAUUUAUACAUAAUAUAUAUAUAAGGUCAGUUUUUCGGUGUGGUGAUAAGUCACCCGUUGUGUAAAGGGAUUUGUGUGAUUUAAAAACCAGUAGAAACUGUGCAAUAUGAUCUAACAAUACACUUGAGAGUUGAUGUUGUUCCCUGUAAAUGAUGAACCUACAGAUCAUCUCCUGUUGUGUACACGCGUGUGGUGAAGCAUUGUCGCAUGUUGUCACUUCACAGACCGAGCACUUGUCCGACCAGCCUUCAGUGUUUUCUUAUGUGACUGGACCUCCACUACAGCACAGUGAUAGCUGCAUAUUUAACUGAAAUGAAUCUUGAACUAUUAACCUCAACUAAACCGAUCAUGAUUUUAUGUUUUAAGCAGAUCUAACAGUUUCCUAGACAUCCAUGUUGUGGACUGAUAUAUGUAUUUAUAUUGUGUAAAGUUUGCUCUGAUUCUGUGAAAAGUAUUAUUAAUGUGCCAUAGUGACGACGCACAGUGAACACUGAGCUGUAGCACUUUAAAAUGGGCGACAUGUUAAAAAGACUGACAUCAAUAAAAUUCAUUAUUUCCACAAAA